Messenger RNA from Cryptomeria japonica (Japanese cedar), 2076 nucleotides. Its product is annotated as probable CoA ligase CCL5. The coding region runs from base 124 to 1800 and encodes 558 amino acids. The record is from RefSeq and is a predicted model, not a curated record. Gene Ontology annotation, molecular function: CoA-ligase activity. NCBI's taxonomy places the organism in Eukaryota, Viridiplantae, Streptophyta, Pinopsida, Cupressales, Cupressaceae. The transcript is spliced from 6 exons.
UUAAAAACUAAAUUAGGAAACGCUAGGUGCUGGAUAGCCAUUUCCUAAAUAUCCGCUACAACAUGGGAAAGAUAUGUCACAAUUUGUAGGACGUUCCGAAACCCGAAUUCAGAGACUGCGGUCAUGGCCAGCAGCUCAAAGAUUAAACCUACAAUGGAUGGCAAGAGUGGGUUCUGUGAAUCAACGGGAAUCUACCACAGCAAAAGAGAGGCCGUAAUUCUCCCCUCUCCUCAUCAGCCCUUAGACAUCACCACCUACAUCUUCUCUCACCGGCAACACGCAGAAAUUGCUGUCAUUGAUGCUCCCUCCGACACUCAUCUCACAUAUUCCAAGCUUCGCCAGAAUGUGAAAGCCCUGGCCGUCAGUCUGAAGAAGCUGAUUCGAAAGCGCGACGUGGUUCUUGUCAUCUCGCCCAAUUCAAUACACCUUCCCUACAUUUACCUCACCGUACUGUCAAUUGGAGGGAUUCUGACAACCGCCAAUCCUCUCAAUACCGAGGCCGAGAUACAAAAUCAGGUAAGAGAUUCCAAACCCAGUAUCAUCUUUACAGUUUCCCAACUCCUCGGAAAAUUAAGCUCAAUCAGAACACCAUUUAUUCUUAUUGAUGGAACCGAGGUCAACAACUCCUGGGCAUCAUCCCGCGGCGCCAACCUUUCUGCUCUUUUGCAGUCAGGUGGCACGCAGUUAAGUAGUGAAUGGAUAGAUGAUGGAGUUAGUGAGCGAGAAGCUGAAAUUUCACAGGAUGACAUAGCAACCCUUCUGUAUUCAUCGGGAACUACGGGCAAGAGCAAGGGGGUCCUUCUAACCCACAUGAAUUAUAUUGCCAUCAUUGCAGCCAACCGUGCAAGGUAUGAAAUGCAAGGUAUCUACCUGUGCAGCAUACCAAUGUAUUAUAUCUAUGGCCUUCGUUUCAUGGUGUGCUCGCUGGCAGCCGGGGCGACCCUCGUGAUCAUGCCGGGAUUUAAUAUGAACGAAAUGCUGCACAAUAUAGAGAAGUACAGGGUGACUCUGUUGCCCACUGUUCCCUCUGUUUUAUCAGCUCUUACUAAAUCUAGCGAGGCCUGUAAGUAUGAUUUGAGCUCGCUGAAGCAGAUUGGCCUUGGCGGGGCGCCUGUGGGGUAUAACGUCAUGCAGGACUUCUCUGCUAAGUUCCCCGGAAUUGAACUCAGACAGGGGUAUGGAAUGACUGAGAGUACAGCUGCAGUGGUGUACACCAACAGUAAUGAGGAAAACUUCCAUUAUGGUAGUGUGGGAUUGUUGAGUGGUGUUGUGGAGGCUAAAGUGGUAGAUCCCGUUUCUGCAAAACCUCUGCCCCCAAAUCAUAGAGGAGAGCUUUGGCUGCGAGGACCCACAAUCAUGAAAGGAUAUUUUAUGAAUGAAGAGGCAACUUUGGCAACUUUAGAUAUGGAGGGAUGGCUAAAAACAGGGGAUCUCUGUUACAUUGAUGAGGAAGGCUUUCUCUUUGUUGUGGACAGGUUGAAGGAUAUGAUAAAGUAUAAAGCAUAUCAGGUUGCUCCGGCAGAAUUAGAGGAGUUGCUUCUCACCCAUCCGGAUAUUUUAGAAGCUGCUGUGAUACCGUAUCCUGAUCAAGAAGCAGGCCAAAUACCAAUGGCAUAUGUUGUGAAGAAUCCCUACAGGAAUCUUAAUGAGAAAGAUGUAAUGAAUUUUGUUGCCAAACAGGUUGCACCCUACAAGAAGAUACGCCGAGUGGCACUUGUGAAUUCAAUUCCAAAAAAUUCAUCUGGAAAAAUCUUAAGAAGGGAUCUGAUUGAGAAGAGCAAGUCUCUCUCUAGAUUGUGAAUAAUUAACCUUGAGUAGAGAAAAUUUGUAUGUUCCAAAGUAGUUAAUAAUGUUUCUUGAGUUUACAGUGAUUGGUAACAGAAGGAUUUUUUUGGCAUGGGGAUUUUGGAUGACUAAAGUCAUAUGCUUGACAUAUUAGAAAAGCUAAUUUGUAAAUAUAUUGCAAUAGGGUCAAUAUCUGAACAUUAAUACUCGAAAACUUGAGAUUUCCAUAGGCAAACAUUUUGACUUGUAUAUAGGGAACUGUGUUUAAUCCUCGAUUAUCUUUUAGGUCUA